Molecule: messenger RNA, 1140 nt
Organism: Aureobasidium pullulans EXF-150
Lineage: Eukaryota; Fungi; Ascomycota; Dothideomycetes; Dothideales; Saccotheciaceae
Product: kelch repeat protein
Exons: 1
Coding region: 39-1100 (353 amino acids)
Molecular function (GO): protein binding
Source: RefSeq, a predicted model, not a curated record
AUCCUUCAUAACCAUUUACUCAUACAUAACUGCAGAAAAUGGCCACAGUCACAGGUAAAUGGACACUCGUCCACAAAACCCAAUCUCUCCAACGAUCCUCCCAAACUCUCUCCACACUCAACAACCGCGCCCUGAUUUUCGGCGGCGAACUCAUCCCCCGCCAACCCCGCGAUAACGACGUCUACAUCCUGAACCUCUCACCAUCUUGCAAACAACCAGGAUACAAAGCUUCCUUGCAGAGCUAUCGAGACGGCCCCUCGACAAUCCCUGAAUAUGCAGGUGACAUACCCUCUGCACGCGUCGGCACAGCCAGCACUGUUGUCGACGGUAAGAUCUAUUACUUCUCAGGAAGAGGAGGCGUAGACAUGGCUCCAGUUGAUGAGAAUGGUCAACUCUGGCAAUUCUGCUUUUCCGACGCUCAUGGCGUGGGUUGGCAUCUCAUCGCCCCAGCCGAUGCUUCCCAACCGGUGCCAGAGCCUAGGAGUUAUCACUGCAUGACAUCAGAUGGCACAGCAAACCUCUACAUCCACGCGGGCUGUCCAACCUCAGGCCGCCUCUCGGAUCUCUGGUCCUUUAACGUCAACGACAGGCAAUGGACGCAAUUGGCUUCAGCACCGAGUGCACCUCGCGGCGGCACAUCCAUGACCUACCACGCUGGAAAGCUCUACCGUAUGGGCGGGUUCGAUGGCAAACACGAGAUAGGAGGUGAGAUCGACAUCUACGACAUCGCAUCCGACACUUGGUUAACCCAUACCUUCACAUCCGAUGGUGUCAACGGCCCAGGCGCAAGAAGCGUAGCCACCCUUCUCGCCAUGACUAUUGAUGGUAAGGCUUCACUCAUAACCGCGUUUGGAGAAAGCGAUCCUAGUGUUCUAGGCCACGCAGGAGCUGGAAACAUGUUACCAGAUUCUUGGGUAUGCGAUAUCGAGACAAAGGCGUGGAGAAGAGUCGAGGUAGAGGAGGGAGAGAAAGUGCCCAGUUCUAGGGGUUGGUUCGCUGCCGAUGUUGUGACAUUUGAGGACAAGCAAGGGAUAAUUGUUCAGGGCGGUUUAGCGGAGGACAAUGAGCGCUUGGAUGAUGCAUGGGUGCUGAGUUUUUGAGUAGUGUGAUCUCACGACGUGAUGUAUCUUAUAGCAGUGA